AUGAAGCUCCUUCUGUGUCUCCCUAUAUUCUUCAUCUCUCUCCCAUUCUCUUACAGCUGCAACUCAAAAGAGAAAAACACCCUCCUUCAGAUCAAGAAACAUUUUAACAGCCGGCCACUCUUCUCCUCAUGGGAUCCUCAAACCGACUGUUGUACUAGCUGGGACGGCGUCGAGUGCACUAACGGCCGCGUCACCUUACUCUCUAUCGCCAAGGACGACAACCUCGUUGGUCCUAUCCCGGACCAGAUAGGCGACCUCCUUGAACUCAAUACACUCGACAUGAGUUUCUUGAAUCUGACCGGAAACAUACCACGUGCCAUCACCAAACUCAAGCACCUAGACUUCAUUUUCUUGAAGUGGAACAGACUCUCCGGUCCAAUUCCUGAUUACAUCAGCGAGCUCAAAAACGUAACGUUCAUAGACCUUUCCUAUAACAAGUUCACCGGUCCUGUUCCCGGUUGGCUUACUCAGAUGCCGAAGCUUCAGACCUUUCAGAUCGAUAACAAUUCGCUAACCGGUCCUAUACCGAACUCUUUCGGUUCCUUUGUUGGCAACGUCCCUAAUCUCUUCUUGAAAAACAAUAAGCUCUCAGGUCAGAUCCCUGACCAAAUCGGCGACCUCCUUGAACUCCGUGGACUUUCUUUCAAUUACUUGCCACAUCUCAACGGAAACAUACCACGUACCAUCACCAAACUCAAGAACCUUGAACUCUUUAUCAUAAGGCAUACCAAUCUCUCCGGUCCAAUUCCUGAUAACAUCGGCGAGCUCAAAAAAGUAACGUUCUUGGACCUUUCCGAUAACAAGUUAACCGGCCCUAUUCCCGGUUCGCUUUCUCAGAUGCCGAAGCUUGAGAACAUUAUAUUGGAACGCAAUAAGCUAACCGGUUCUGUACCGAACUCUUUCGGCUCCUUUGUAGGCAAGGUCCCUGAUCUCUCCUUGUCUAACAAUAAGCUCUCAGGUCAGAUCCCUGACCAAAUUGGCGACCUCCUUGACCUCCGUGUAAUUUCGUUCAAUUACUUGUCACAUCUCACCGGAAACAUACCACGUACCAUCACCAAACUCAAGAACCUUGAACUCUUUAUCAUAAGGCAUUGCAAUCUCUCUGGUCCAAUUCCUGAUUACAUCGGCGAGCUCAAAAACGUAACGUUCUUGGACCUUUCCUAUAACAACUUUACCGGCCCUAUUCCCGGUUCGCUUUCUCAGAUGCCGAUGAUUCAGGACAUUAUAUUAAACCACAAUAAGCUAACCGGUUCUAUACCGAACUCUUUCGGCUCCUUUGUAGGCAACGUCCCUGAUCUCUACUUGGCUAACAAUAAGCUCUCAGGUAACCAGUAUUAUUGUUUUAAUAUUUUUAAUUUCCUGAUUAUAACUUUAGGAAAAAUACCGGAGUCGUUGUCAAAGAACAACUUUAAUGUAGUAGAUCUGUCGAAAAACAGUUUCACAGGAGAUGGUUCAAUGUUUUUCGGAGGGAACAAACCAUCGUCAACAGCAUAUGAUCUGUCCAGAAACAUGUUUGAGUUCGAUCUCUCCAAGGUUAAGUUCGAUGAGAACAUACUUGAUUUGGAUCUGAGCCAUAACCGAAUCUUUGGGAACCUUCCAAAGGAGUUGACUGGGCUAAGUCUCCGGCUUUUCAACGUUAGUUACAAUCGUCUCUGCGGAAAAAUCCCACGAGGUGGUAAACUUCAGACCUUUGAACAAUAUGAAUUCGCUCACAACCGUUGUCUUUGUGGGCCUCCACUUAAGAAGGCUUGUUAA
Molecule: messenger RNA, 1755 nt
Organism: Eruca vesicaria subsp. sativa (arugula)
Lineage: Eukaryota; Viridiplantae; Streptophyta; Magnoliopsida; Brassicales; Brassicaceae
Source: the annotation of a GenBank genome assembly